Lotus japonicus is the source of this 1914-nucleotide messenger RNA. RefSeq names its product U-box domain-containing protein 21-like. The transcript has a single exon. Gene Ontology annotation, biological process: protein ubiquitination. NCBI's taxonomy places the organism in Eukaryota, Viridiplantae, Streptophyta, Magnoliopsida, Fabales, Fabaceae. Bases 160 to 1479 code for a protein of 439 amino acids. The record is from RefSeq and is a predicted model, not a curated record. Gene Ontology annotation, molecular function: ubiquitin protein ligase activity.
CCAUACACAUACACAUGAACAAACCCAAUUGAAGAAGACCCAUCAAAAUUCUCUUACAAAGUUUCAAACCUGAUCAGCUAAAAGCACAACUCACCUCACAAAAACAACAUAGCCACCGUGUUUUCAUUCAUCAGGUUGUUUCUAUCUCAAUCUGUGAAGAUGGUGUUGGGUUGGAGAAGAAGGAAGAGUAGCAGCCACCAUAAAAAUUCAAGGCCUAAAGUUGAGUUGGAGAUUCCCAAUCACUUCAGGUGCCCAAUUUCUCUUGAUUUGAUGAAGGAUCCUGUAACAUUGUCCACUGGAAUCACCUAUGAUCGUGACAGUGUUGAAAAAUGGUUUGAUGAUGGGAACUACACGUGCCCUGUUACAAACCAGAUUGUGAAGAAUUUUGACAUGAUCCCAAACCAUUCUUUAAGGAUGAUGAUUCAAGAUUGGUGUGUGGCAAAUAGGCAACAUGGAGUUGAGAGAAUCCCAACUCCAAGAACACCCAUUAGCCCAAUGGAAGUUUCUGAUCUUCUUUUUCAAGUGAAGGCAUCAUCAAAGCGUUUUGAUCAAUAUGGUUGUUUAGAAUUGGUGCAGAAGAUUGAGAGAUUGGGAGCAGAGAGCGAGAGGAACAAGAAAAUCAUAGUGGACAAUGGAGCACCGGGUGCAUUAGCCUCAGCUUUUGAUGCUUUUGCAAAUGAUUCUGUGGAGAGGAAUGUUCUUGUUCUUGAAGAGAUUCUGUCAGCACUGAAUUGGAUGUUUCCACUUCAGUUGGAGGCUCAGAAAUCUCUGGGGUCUCAAGCUUCUUUAAAUUGCAUUGUUUGGUUUUUGAAGCACCAAGAUCUUCAGGGGAAAGAGAAAUCCAUUGUUGCAUUGAAAGAGCUUCUCUCUUUUGGUGAUGAGAACCAUGUAAAGGCUCUCUCAGAGAUUGAAGGAGCCAAUGAGCUCUUGGUAGAGUUCAUCAACAAGAGGAUUAGCCCAAAAAUCACAAAAGCUUCAUUAAGAAUAGUUUGGUACAUGUGUAGUUCAAACUCUUCUAGUGAGAAGGUGAAAUUGGCUUUUGUGGAAUUGGGUUUGGUUUCUUCUCUUUUGGACAUUCUCAUUGACUCAGAAAAGAGCAUGUGUGAGAAGGCUUUGGCUAUCUUGGACUCUCUCUGCAGUAUUGAAGAAGGGAGGGUGAAGGCUUGUGGUAAUGAUUUGACAAUUCCUGUGUUGGUCAAGAAGCUGUUGAGAGUCUCUGCAUUGAGCACAGGGUACUCUGUUUCUGCUAUGUGGAAGCUGUGCAAGUUUGGAGAGAAAAAAGAUGAUGAUGAUGAAGGGAGAGUUUUGGUUGAGGCACUUCAAGUUGGUGCCUUUCAGAAGCUCUUGUUGGUGCUGCAAGUUGGUUGUACUGAGGAGACCAAGGAGAGAGCAACUGAGCUUCUCAAACUGCUGAAUCCUUACAGGGCUGACUUGGAAUGCAUAGACUCAGAUUUCAAGAAUCUCAAGAGAUCAUUUUAAACUCAGUUUGGAUCAGUUUCUUUUUUCUCAAAAUUAAUUCUACUAGUCAGAAGCUACUCUCAUUACCAUAACUGAUUCUAGCUUCUGAAUUAAUUGUAGAAGAAUUUUUAUACAUACACUUUUAUUUUACCUAGGAGUAUGAUGAAUUAUGUGUACAUGUUUUUGGGCUCAUGGAUCCCUGCUGUUGCUCGUACUCAACUACUCAUGGGAUUCAAAGAAUCCAUAAAUAGAUAGGAAACAUCUAAAAUAACAUUCUUUUGUAUAUCUUUUUUUUUUUGAAUAAUAAAAAAAUAAAAUAAAAUUGUACUGCAUGGUCUGGAAUGAGACAGAGAGAAGAUUUUAGUCUACUGCAAGUUUACAAUAGUCCACAUAUUUGAACUUGAACCAACCAGUUCAAUAAUCCAAAGUUGAAUAUAAUGGGAAUGAGUUCUGUUA